Planococcus citri (citrus mealybug) is the source of this 1605-nucleotide messenger RNA. Its product is annotated as mortality factor 4-like protein 1. The coding region runs from base 146 to 1192 and encodes 348 amino acids. Lineage: Eukaryota; Metazoa; Arthropoda; Insecta; Hemiptera; Pseudococcidae. Gene Ontology annotation, cellular component: nucleus; NuA4 histone acetyltransferase complex. Gene Ontology annotation, biological process: chromatin organization; regulation of DNA-templated transcription. The transcript has 11 exons. The record is from RefSeq and is a predicted model, not a curated record.
AAGAAUUUUAUCUGAAGUUUAUUUUGUAAAAUUGAUGUGAUACGGCGAUAGAAAUAAUUCAUUUGAAAUUAGAUUACCAAUAUUCCUUUAUGCGUACUCUAUUACCAGUUUUCUAUUCAUUCCAAAGUUGAUAAUUAGAUGAGCAAUGUCUUCGAAAGGAGGAGAUAAAAAUGAUAAAAAAAUUGAAAAAGGCCGGUUUCAAGAAGGUGAGAAGAUUCUAUGUUACCAUGGUCCUUUGAUUUACGAAGCAAAGUGUUUGCAAGUGAGGAGAGGUGAAGAUGGUGAAAUAGAGUAUCUUAUUCAUUAUUCCGGCUGGAAUAAAAAUUGGGAUGAAUGGGCCACCGAAGACAGACUGUUGAAAUACAGCGAUGAAAAUGUCGAACGGAAGAAAGAAUUGCAAAAACAGCAGUCCGACAGUAAACUGCAACAGAAAAAGAGUAGUAAGAGAAGAACCAGUGUCGGAUCCGGUGGAGAAAAAGAAGACAGCAGCUCACGUUCCAAUUCUCCGAAACUAAUCAAUAGUCGUAGAAGUAUCGCAACUCCAGCUACCAAAAGUGUAACUACAAUUACAACGCCCAAAGUAGUAGAUAAACAAGACUUGAAUUCUCGUAAAAAGAAAGACUUCGCACAUUCCCCUGAACUCGAAUUCCACGAAUAUAUCAUCGUCAAUGUUCAAAUUCCGGAAGAUUUGAAAAACCUGCUUUUAUAUGAUAAUGAAUUAAUCUGCCGUAGAAAGAAAAUAACCAAGGUUCCAGCUCGAGUACCUGUUGAUGAGAUCACCGAAAAAUAUGUUUUACAUAAAGUUAAAGUUACAGAUUCGCAGUUAGCGAGUAGAUACAAAGAAACGGCGUACGCUUUAAAGCAAUAUUUUAACGUUGUGGUUUCGCAAAAAUUAUUAUACCCGUUUGAAAAACCUCAGCACAUUAAGCUAACUGAAACUAAACCAGAUUUCGUUCCUAGUUCUGUCUACGGUGUUGCUCAAUUUAUAAGAUUAUUUGUUAAGAUAGGCCAUUUAUUGGCUCAUAUGCAGUUAGAUGAUUAUGGAUCUCACUCCGUUGAAGAAAAUAUUAACGAUUACGUAAGAUAUUUAAAUCUGAAUAUUGGCAAAUUCAUCAAUAUCGACGACUAUCAAAACACCAAUUCCGAUUACCAACGUAAAUUCAAGGAUUUAUACAAGUUGAAAGGAGUGUAACGCGUCUUUGUGUUUGAAGUUCAGAAAACAAGAAGAAAGUUUUUAAAAAUUGUUUUGAAUUUGACUGAAGUCAUUGCAGAAUGAUGCAAAGUUUAAGACUUCCAAAUAGUUGGUUUAAAAUCCCAUUAUUUUUCCUAUUCGAGUUUAUAAUACUUACCGCGAUACCUCGUUACUCUUUAAUUAAUUUCAGAUAUAUUUAAGAAAACUUCCUUCUCUUUUCCAGAACAAUUUCUUGUGAGUUUUUUGUUAUUGUUGUUAAAUUGCGUUCGAAUUCGUAAGACCGUAACAGUGUGUUGGAAUGUUCAAAAUUUAGACAUUCUUUCUAGAAUCCUGUUACAGUAAUUAAUGUGUUUGAGUUUUGAAAUUAUGUUCCGAGUAAAUUUGCCUCGUUUUGUAUUAACCGAAGAAGUGAU